CAUCAUUUUUUUAAAUAAAAGAUCAUUUUUACUUAUAAAAAUGAUUCAAUUCAGUAUAUCCGCACCGGGCAAGGUGAUUUUACACGGAGAACAUGCGGUAGUAUAUGGAAAAACUGCUCUUGCAGCUAGCUUAAAUUUACGAACUAAGCUCAAAUUCAACGAACAAGAUUUAAACAAUAUCGAUAUAAAUUGUCCUGAUAUUCAUUUGUGUUUAAGUAUACCUUUAGAUGUAAUUUUAGAGUGCUUUCAGCCUUCUUACCCGUUUAACGAGAAUACUAAUCGAUUACUUGAUCAAGUCGAACAAUUUAUCACCUUAAAAAAAGAUUUUUCUGGCACAUAUACCGGUUCAAAGCAGCAGAAGUUAAGCUUGCAAGCGAUACUUUAUUUGCUCAUUUAUAUCGCUUAUGAAGAACAGAUGCAAAUUAAAUCUUUCUCCCUGCAUUUAUCUACGGAAUUAACGAUCGGCGCAGGUUUGGGUAGUUCGGCAUCGUUUGCAGUUUGUAUUGCAGCGUGCUUUUUCCACUGGGCACGUCUACAGAAGAGUGAUGUUCAUAAUACAUUCAACGAAGACGAUCUCGAGAAAAUUUCAAAAUAUGCUCUGAGCUGCGAGCGAAUUAUGCACGGUUCUCCUUCUGGAAUCGACAACAGCGUAUGCACAUAUGGCUCAAUAAUAAAAUUCCAACGGGGAGAGCCAGUGAAUAUACUGCCUAAUAUGCCAAGCUUGAAUAUUCUGUUAGUUAAUUCGAUGAUCAGUCGGAAUACGAAAGAUCUGCUAGAACGAGUGAUAAAGAUGAGACAAUCUUAUCCCGCAAUCAUUGAUCCGAUCUUCGACAGCAUUGAUGCUGUAUCAAAGGCGGCUCUUCAGAUACUUCGUGAAAUAUAUGAUAUUCAGUCAACUAAUGAUGCAGAUCUCCUGGAAUCACGAUACAAAAACUUAUUUGCUCUCGUCCGUACGAAUCAAGCAUUACUUAGUGCAUUAGAUGUAUCACAUUCGAAGCUGGACAUCAUUUGCUCAAUAGCACGAGAUCACUCAUUUGCGGGGAAACUCACAGGCGCUGGUGGAGGUGGAUACGCAUAUAUUUUGUUACAGCCAAAUAUUGAUGACAUACAUAUUACGUUCCUCUGUGAAUUAUUAACAAGAGAAGGUUUCGGUGUCAAUAGAACCAGUUUAGGUUGCAACGGAGUGACGAUUGAACAUAUAUAAUGA
Molecule: messenger RNA, 1207 nt
Organism: Camponotus floridanus (Florida carpenter ant)
Lineage: Eukaryota; Metazoa; Arthropoda; Insecta; Hymenoptera; Formicidae
Product: mevalonate kinase
Exons: 2
Coding region: 41-1204 (387 amino acids)
Biological process (GO): cholesterol biosynthetic process; isoprenoid biosynthetic process
Cellular component (GO): cytoplasm
Molecular function (GO): ATP binding; mevalonate kinase activity
Source: RefSeq, a predicted model, not a curated record